Anolis sagrei ordinatus is the source of this 2207-nucleotide messenger RNA. It is a transcript of the gene POU2F3, whose product is annotated as POU class 2 homeobox 3. Gene Ontology annotation, biological process: regulation of transcription by RNA polymerase II. Gene Ontology annotation, cellular component: nucleus. Lineage: Eukaryota; Metazoa; Chordata; Lepidosauria; Squamata; Anolidae. Gene Ontology annotation, molecular function: DNA-binding transcription factor activity, RNA polymerase II-specific; RNA polymerase II cis-regulatory region sequence-specific DNA binding. The record is from RefSeq and is a predicted model, not a curated record.
AAAAUUAAAUAAAUAUCCCGCCUUACCCAGGGAUGAGAUGUUCGAAGGGGGUGCGGCCCAAACAGCAGCAGCAGCAGCCCAGGUAAUGUUCUCACCUGCCUCCAUGUGGCAACCGGCACAGCCACGCCAAAGCCAGAGGUGCUAGCAGGGAAAACACAGAGAGAGAAAGAGAGAUAGGAGAGAAAGAGAAGUGGCAGAAGGAAGAUCUUCGUUGACGUAAGGGGCAGAGAGAAGCUGGCAGCCCCACGGGCCCCCACUUUGGACCAGGGCUGGCCAGGUUGUGGCAGAUACUUUUCCUCCGGCAGGAUGGUGAAUUUGGACCCAGUUCACACAGAUAUCAAGAUGAGUGAGAAUGUGGCCGAUUCCACAGACACACGGCACGAAGGCAGCCACAUAGAAGCAGGAAUUGAAAGGAAUGGCCUGGAUUUCAACAGACAGAUUAAAACAGAAGACCUCAGUGACUCUUUGCAAGCUGCCAUCCCCUCCAGGUCAAGUCAUCUCCCCCAAGGGCCAUCAAUGAUGCCAGGAGGGCAAAUUACAGGGGACAUGAGUUCUCUUCAUACUUUGCAGCAACUGGUGCAAGUCCCCAGCCACAUGCAGUCCGUCCCCCUUUUCCUACUUUCUCAGGGUCAACAAGCCCUGCCAUCAAAUCUUCUCUCCUUCCCCCAGCAGCAGAGCGGUCUCCUCCUUCCUCAGCAUGGACACAGCUUAACAUCUCAGACAGUGGGACGCCCCAGCCAUCCUGGGUCAUCUUCACUUGAACCUCACAUGGAGGUCCCUCAACAUUUACAAGUUGCCAAGCACUUGCCCUCCUCCAUGGCCACCGAUGAAGCCAAUGACCUUGAGGAGCUCGAAAAGUUUGCCAAGACGUUCAAGCAAAGGCGAAUAAAACUUGGGUUUACUCAGGGCGAUGUAGGUCUUGCCAUGGGAAAGCUGUAUGGAAACGACUUCAGCCAGACAACCAUUUCCCGCUUUGAGGCCCUGAACCUCAGCUUCAAAAAUAUGUGCAAACUCAAGCCACUGCUGGAAAAGUGGCUCAGCGAUGCAGAAAAUUCCCCCUUGGAUUCUUCUGUCAGCAGCCCUGCCAACUACCCGGCUGUGAAUGAGAUGUUUGGGCGCAAGAGGAAAAAACGGACCAGCAUCGAGACCAACAUCCGUUCCACCUUGGAGAAACGUUUCCAAGAUAACCCCAAGCCCAGCUCAGAGGAGAUCUCCAUGAUUGCAGAACAGUUGUCCAUGGAAAAGGAGGUGGUCCGAGUUUGGUUCUGCAACCGGCGUCAGAAAGAGAAGCGCAUCAGCUGCCCAAUGCCCUCUCCCAUCAAAUCCCCCCUCUACAACUCCAGACUGGUUUCUACCUCAGGAUCUUUGGGUCCACUCUCUGUUACACCUGUCCACAGCACUAUGCAUGGUACGGUUACAUCUUCCUGCUCUCCGGGAAGCUCCAGCCGGCCCCAGUCUCCAGGCACAGGGCUGCACUCCAAUAGCCCCGGCAUGUCCCACAAUAACUCCAAAGCAGCCAUCAAUUCAUCCAGCUUCAAUUCUUCUGGAUCAUGGUACCGAUGGAACCAGCCUACCUACCUCCAUUGAAGCUCCAUCUUCCAAAGAGCAAUGGCACCCACCUUUCUCUCCUCUGUGUACAAAGUGAGCCUUAACUUCUUCCUAUGGACCCACUUUGCUGGAGACAGUGACUCGGGUGAAGGUUCAACCUGGCAGCACAAGUGCCUUCAACAAGCAACUGGUCUCAACUGGUGCAAGCUGGAUUGUCAAAGAGACUGGAACUGUGAUGGAUCCCAACCUGUUGAGGGAUGUGAUGACCUUAUAUGUUCUUGUCCACAGUCUCAGGCAUUUCUCCUUUAGGAGAGAGAUUUCCUAAAAUGUUGCAACUGAUACCCUGACCAUAUUUAAUGCGUUGGGAUUACUAUCUUCUUUCCCUCUUUAGUUUUUAAUGGCUUUCCUGUGGAGACAUAUCUAUUGGCAGAUCAAAAUGCACAGGGCCACUCUGGAGCAUCCCCUAAAACUGAGCCAAGGUUGCCACGUUGGUUUCACUCAAGGUUUAAAACCUGGGUGGGUAUCUCAGUGUUCUGCCCUUUAGUGCUUUGGAAGAGAUGCCAUCCAACAUCACCUACUCAAACUGUUGGCUCUUUGGAGUGGUGUAGAUUCAUCUCAAAGCACCUCAAGGUGAUGCCCAGCAGCCGCUAGUGGCCUCU